AUGAAGUUCGCAAAGGAGCUUGAGCGGGAGGCAGUUCCUGAGUGGCGAAUCAAGUAUCUCAACUACAAGGCUGGGAAAAAACACAUCAAAGCCAUCGCCUCGGCCAUUCAGAGAACCUCUGGCUCUACUCCCCGGACACGAAGCUCAAUUCGUCGCACGCCCACUUUUUUCUCAAUUGUAGAUCCACAGUCUCCCAAAUCCGGGGACCAAGUCGAUCCUCCUGCAAGCUCGAGAUGGCAUGGGGCUACGGACCAAGACUCGGUGAAGAUUGUGAAGCAGGCAGAAGAUGAGGCUUUGACCAGCCAUGGCAACGGCUUGCAGUAUGGCAGCUUCGUGCCAGCCCCUGCUACACACUCGCGGCCGUUGACUCGGGAUGGCCACCAGAACGACGACGACUUCGAGCUGCCGGCGCCCGCGAUGUAUACGACAUCAUCAUCUCCGGGCGUCGGACAGUCAUUCAGCCCCGUUAAAAAAUCUGCUCAUUUCAAUUUCCAUAGAUCAAAUUCGUCCGGCCCUCUAGGCUCUGAAACACUCCCGCCUCUGGCAUCGCCCAGCGCUCAUGAUGAGCCGCUUCGUCGCAUCUUUUCUGGCGUUAAAGACUCUGGCCGAAUAGCCGGGCUUGCGCGGCAAAGCCUUGAUCUUGUCCGAGAACGAGAGCAGCAGUUUUACGAAUUCAUGGAUUCAGAGCUGGAAAAGGUGGAGACUUUUUACAAGAAGAACGAGGACCGGGCUGGGCAUCGGUUGUUGAUGCUGCGAGAACAACUUCAUGAAAUGCGCAAUCGGCGUAUACAAGAAAUCGUCAACGAGGAGACCAGCCGAUCACUCUCCCGGCUGUCGAAUCAUGAAGGCAACCCCGAUAAGUCAAAUGGCUGGGUGCACCCUCUCAAGAGUAAGAUCUUCCCGCUAGGGCCAAACUCCAAAAGCUUCCAGAGCAUGCCCCAAACACCACAUCUGGCGGCUGGGGAAAGAUCACAUGGCCGGAUGGACUACGUGCGGCGGCCGGAAAACCAGGAGGUGGCCUAUCGAACAGCGAAGCGGAAACUGAAACUUGCAAUGCAAGAGUUCUAUCGCAGCUUGGAGCUUCUCAAAUCAUACGCCAUGCUUAACCGCACAGCCUUUCGAAAGCUCAACAAAAAAUUUGACAAAACCGUCAACGCUCGGCCUCCGAUGCGCUACAUGAAUGAAAAGGUUAACAAAGCUUGGUUCGUCAAUAGCGAUGUUCUGGAAGGCCACAUCAAGGCUGUUGAGGAUCUCUAUGCACGGUAUUUCGAGCGCGGAAACCAGAAGCUUGCGGUUGGCAAGCUGCGCAAACUACAUAGAAAACCCAAGGACGAGUCAGGGAGCUCAUUCCUCAACGGGUUCUUCAUUGGCACGGGUGCUGUUUUCACCAUACAGGGUCUCGUUUACGGUUCUCAGCUACUUUAUGACAACAACCCGACAAUUCGUAUUCAAACGAGCUACCUGUUGCAAAUAUAUGGCGGCUUUUUCCUCAUGCUCAUGCUCUUUUCCUUAUUCUGCAUCAACUGCAGCAUUUGGCUGCGGAACAAGGUCAAUUAUCAAUUCAUCUUUGAAUUUGACCAACGAAGUAUGCUCGAUUGGCGUCAAUUGGCAGAAUUCCCGUCUUUCUUCCUCCUACUUCUUGGGGUCACCAUGUGGGUAAACUUUAGCAGAUAUGGAGACGAUUCCAUGUACCUCUACUAUCCCGUUGUUUUGAUCGGCCUUAGCGUCCUCAUCAUUCUACUCCCCUUCCCCAUUCUUUCAUACAAGAGCCGCAGGUGGUUUGCAUAUUCGCAUUGGCGUCUCCUCUUGUCCGGGCUAUACCCUGUAGAAUUUCGUGAUUUCUUUCUUGGAGAUAUGUACUGCUCUUUGACCUAUUCGAUGGCGAAUGUGGAGCUAUUCUUUUGUUUGUAUGCCCACCACUGGGAGAAUCCCGGUCAAUGCAACUCGACCAGUUCUCGCUUGCUCGGCUUCUUCACAACUUUACCGGCAAUAUGGCGCUUUCUCCAGUGUAUUCGGCGGUACAGAGACACACGCAACGUCUUCCCACAUCUGGUAAAUUGUGGCAAAUAUACUGCGACGAUAUUAUCUUACGUUUGUCUAUCUCUCUAUCGCAUCCACCAAACUCAUUCAAAUCUUGCAUUGUUUGUCACAUUUUCAACCAUCAACGGUGUAUAUACUAGCAUCUGGGAUCUAUUUAUGGACUUUUCCCUCCUUCAGCCUCAGAGCAGGCACACUGCCCUUCGAGAUAUCCUGGCUCUGAAGCACCGCUGGGUCUAUUACUUUAUUAUGGCUGUCGACCCUAUACUACGAUUUGCAUGGAUAUUCUACGCCAUUUUUACUCACGACCUCCAACAUUCAACCACUGUAUCGUUCAUGGUCAGCUUCGCGGAAGUCUUCCGUCGAGGCAUAUGGUCUCUUCUCCGCGUGGAAAACGAGCAUUGCGCCAAUGUUGCCCAGUACAAGGCCUCGCGCGACGUUCCUCUACCUUACCGUAUUGAACCCCUAAUGGAGCGCGCCAGUACCGAGUCCAGCCCUACGAUACAACCUCAAGGACUGCCACCCCCGCCGCAGCCGCAGCCAGCAGAGCACCCCAGCUUCUACGACUCUGCAAGCUCCACCGCUGUUGCCGGGCCUCCCAGCGGCAGUCUUCUUCGGCGCCGCACCGAUCUUCCCUCACCUGGUAUUACUCGAAGCUUCUCUAGGGUGAUAGCUGAGGCGCAUAAGCAAGAUUUUGAAAAGAAGCGGAAGCCCAUCAAUGAGGUCAGCGAUGUGACUGCAGUAGGUGGCCAAAGCGACGAUUUCGAUGAUGACGAUGAUGAUGAUGACGACGACGACGCCGCUACUUUGCCAGAAUUACAGCACCGGGAUGGUGGAGAUGCCGCUUGA
This is a messenger RNA of Trichoderma asperellum CBS 433.97, 2886 nucleotides long. Lineage: Eukaryota; Fungi; Ascomycota; Sordariomycetes; Hypocreales; Hypocreaceae. The record is from RefSeq and is a predicted model, not a curated record.